Molecule: messenger RNA, 1250 nt
Organism: Setaria italica (foxtail millet)
Lineage: Eukaryota; Viridiplantae; Streptophyta; Magnoliopsida; Poales; Poaceae
Product: nuclear transcription factor Y subunit C-2
Exons: 2
Coding region: 308-1045 (245 amino acids)
Biological process (GO): regulation of DNA-templated transcription
Cellular component (GO): nucleus
Molecular function (GO): protein heterodimerization activity; DNA binding; DNA-binding transcription activator activity, RNA polymerase II-specific
Source: RefSeq, a predicted model, not a curated record
UAAGAAAGUGGAGCUUGCCAUUUUGCUCAGGCUUUGGCAGCGGCAGCUGGGAGAGCCUGGGACUGGCCGGCCGGGAGGAGGCGGGGUCAUCGCUAGCUCCUGCUUCCGAUCUCCAUGCUGAAGAGCGUCUGGGUGGCGCGCGCGGUUGCUGUGCUGAAGGAGCUGAGAGGAGCUCACUACUCCUGUAAGAAAGCUUGAUAUAAGCCGACAGUAGCCACCUCAAGUUCAGGCACAAAGCUAUCAGCUACAACGCCGAGCAGGCGAGAAGAAGCAUCGGAACGGCCACAAGUAGCAACCAAUUGAAUCCAUGGACAACCAGCCGCUGCCCUACUCCACUGGUCAGCCCCCGGCGACCGGCGGAGCCCCGGUGCCCGGCGUCCCUGGCGCGGCCGGGCCGCCACCGGUGCCGCACCACCACCUGCUCCAGCAGCAGCAGGCCCAGCUGCAGGCGUUCUGGGGGUACCAGCGGCAGGAGGCGGAGCGCGCGUCGGCGUCGGACUUCAAGAACCACCAGCUGCCGCUGGCCCGGAUCAAGAAGAUCAUGAAGGCCGACGAGGACGUGCGCAUGAUCUCCGCGGAGGCUCCCGUCCUGUUCGCCAAGGCGUGCGAGCUCUUCAUCCUCGAGCUCACCAUCCGCUCCUGGCUGCACGCCGAGGAGAACAAGCGCCGCACCCUGCAGCGCAACGACGUCGCCGCAGCCAUCGCGCGCACCGACGUCUUCGACUUCCUCGUCGACAUCGUGCCGCGAGAGGAGGCCAAGGAGGAGCCCGGGAGCGCGCUCGGCUUCGCGGCGGCCGGGCCUGGCGCCGUCGGGGGAGGCGCGGCGCCCGCCGCCGGGAUGCCGUACUACUACCCGCCGAUGGGGCAGCCGGCGCCGAUGAUGCCGGCCUGGCAAGUUCCGGCCUGGGACCCGGCCUGGCAGCAAGGGGCGGCGCCGGACGUCGAUCAGAGCGCCAGCUACGGCGAGGAAGGGCAAGGGUUUGCCGCAGCAGGCCAUGGCGGUGCCGCUAGCUUCCAUCCUCCUGCACCUCCGAGCUCUGAGUGAUCUGCUGCGCUCCUUCGUGCUGGUUUAGCUACAUGUGCAGACGCGCUUGAAGUGAAUGUCGAUCGUUCAAUGUGUCACGGUGUAAGUGCAAACAUGGUAAUGGAGCUACAUACAGAACGAAUAAGUGCGACGUGAGUAAUUUGUACAUGCACGUGAUGUGCUGAUCAAUCAAAGAUUAACAUGCAGUUUAAUUAAUUACUAGCCA